Molecule: messenger RNA, 261 nt
Organism: Guillardia theta CCMP2712
Lineage: Eukaryota; Cryptophyceae; Pyrenomonadales; Geminigeraceae
Exons: 3
Coding region: 1-261 (86 amino acids)
Source: RefSeq, a predicted model, not a curated record
AUGUCCGUUAAAUUGGUUUUUAAAGAGUUCGGGGAAUGUGAUCAAUAUUGCCUGUUCGCGAAAGGCCAGUACGGCUUCUGGAUUGUAGACAGCUACAACUCCCCGUCAAGCCAGCCGUGGAGGCAGUCCUGGACCAACAUUGACACCCGUUAUGCCGGAGGGUCUGGCACUACCAGCUUCAGCGGAGGAGAGACUCCCAUUGCUGACGGAUACUCUGCUGCGAGCUAUGGAUCUCCUCAUUACUCCUACAGCUGGUACUAA